AUGCCAAAGCUUUAUAGCAGUGUUCAGACACACGUAACCACUGAACAAGAAUCUCCAGAAAGACUCCUGAAUGCCAGCCCCUCCAGUUCAGAGUUCGUAAUACUAUCUGGUCUGCAGAUACAGUAUAUACGCUGCGGCAGCAGCCUUAGUGAUUCCAUGUCCUCUAGUAUUGCUGCGGUCCCUACCAGCCCGGCUGGGAAGGUGAUCAGCAGGACAGAGGGCAACACAGGGGCCUCACUCACUGGUUGGGCUGCCUCUGCUAAAAGUCCAGAAGGAAAAGAAGCAGAUGUUACAGUCAUCACCAGUGUUGAUACAGUCACGAACUAUCAUUUAAAAAGCAAGCUUAAAAACAAAUUUUACAAAAAGUACUUCAAAGACUACGUAACAUCAAUCAAAGGCAGGAAUGAAUAACAGAAACUAAAGAGAAAAAAAAUCCCUUUUAUGAUUCUACUACAAAACAAAUCUAGCAUAGUUUUACUAAUUCCAAGAGCUGUCUGUUCUUUCUUGGUGAAAACAUGA
Molecule: messenger RNA, 519 nt
Organism: Propithecus coquereli (Coquerel's sifaka)
Lineage: Eukaryota; Metazoa; Chordata; Mammalia; Primates; Indriidae
Product: putative translationally-controlled tumor protein-like protein TPT1P8
Source: RefSeq, a predicted model, not a curated record